Messenger RNA from Plasmodium gallinaceum, 1098 nucleotides. RefSeq names its product conserved Plasmodium protein, unknown function. Lineage: Eukaryota; Apicomplexa; Aconoidasida; Haemosporida; Plasmodiidae. The record is from RefSeq and is a predicted model, not a curated record. The transcript is spliced from 3 exons. The coding region runs from base 1 to 1098 and encodes 365 amino acids.
AUGAGUUUAAAAAAUGAAGAUGAAAAAAAUAAAACCGAAUUUUUUGUAUGUGCUGACAUAAAUAAAAAAAAAAUGAGAAAAAUUAUAAUUUCUACUGAUAAAAAGAAGCAGAAAAAACUACUCAUUAAAAGUUUGCAUAUAAAUUUUAAUAUGAAUAAAAAUGAAAAAAAUAAGAAAGAAAAAUUGAUGAUUUCUAUUGACAAUUUUUUACCAAAAGAGUUAAAUAAUGAGAGUAUAAACAUAAAAAAAAAUAAAAAUGAGGAUGAAGAUUUAGAGUAUCUACACAGUUUAAACACACUGAAAAAACAAAAAAUGAUGAAAAUUGUUUGUGACUUUUUUUAUAACAUUUUAAUUUUUUGCAUAAAUAAAAAUUUAUCUCUUGUAGAAAUAUCUACAUUUUUAUCUAUAAAAAAAUAUAUAUUUUUUAAAUUUGUAAACAGCUGUCAAAAUAUAAUAAAUCUUUUCUUAGAGUUCAAAAAAAUCAUGUUAAAGCAUUCUAUUAAUAGAAUACCAUAUUAUGUUAAAGUAUUUUCAUACUCUUCUUUAGAUUUAUUAAUAAGGUAUUCAUUCAAAACAUUUUUCAAGAAUUUUUCUUUCUAUAAGUUUAUUUUUAAUCCAUCUUACAAAAUAUAUUUUGAAUGUAUUGAUAAUAACUCUACUAUUUGUGAGGAGAAAGAUUUUAAUAAAAACGACGACGCAAUUCCUUAUAACUUAAAUACUCCUGAUAACAUAAAUUAUAUUAAAGAUCUAAUUAGACUUAAUGUUGGAAGUAUAAGUAAUUUAAAACAAAAGGAAAUUAACAAAGAUUCUCCCAUAAAGGAAAUACAAAAAUAUUUAUAUAAAUUUAAUAUAAAGAAUGAUUAUAUCGUUUUUGAAAUAAAUGAAUUUAAGAAAGAUAAAAAUCUUCAAAGGAUAUUUAAUGAUAUGAAGAACAAUAAUGAUCAAAUACAUUCAAUGAACGAUAAAAAAAAGAGUGAAUUACAACAUGAAAAAUCAAUAAAUAAAGAUAAAUUGAUAAAAAGGGUUGAUAAUUUAUAUAAUGACUUAGAAAGGAGAAUUGUAUCAAACUUAAAUCAACUUUUAAAUAAUGAAAAGUAA